AUGACUCCAUCUUAUGCUCUCAAUGCAGUUGAUAUUUUGCUGAGAGAUAUAAUGAACAUGGAUGCACCUUUUGAAGGAAAAAUUAUGAUACUCGGUGGAGAUUUUCGACAAGUGCUUCCGGUCAUUCGAUUUGCAAACAGAUCAGAAUUAAUUGCAGCAAGUCUCAAAAGUUCCAACCUUUGGCCUUACUUCAAAGUCAUGCAUCGACACCAGAACUUGAGAACAGGACCACGUGAAGAAGAGUUCUCAAAGGGGCUUAUUAAACUUGGCAAUGGUGAAUUAACAUCGAAUGAAGACGAUGAAAUCGAAUUACCUGGCUCCUUUUCAAAAAAUGAACAUUCUCUCUUGGUCAAUGAAGAAGUUCUUCAACGAGUACCCGGAGUAAAAAAAAUGUACACAAGUGUGGAUGAAGCAGACUGUGAAGAUGGUGAUGAUGUUACCAACUAUCCUACAGAAUUUUUGAAUAGUCUUACACCAUCAGGAAUGUCUCCUCAUAAACUUAAACUAAAGAUCGGUGUAAUUGUUAUGCUUCUUCGCAACCUCUAUGUUCAUCAAGGUCUACGCAAUGGAAUUCGCCUCAUCGUUCGACGUUUACUAAAUCACACGAUUGAUUGUGAAGUCGCAACUGGAUCUAACAAAGAAAAUCGAGUUCUAAUACCAAGAAUUACUUUGACACCGUCUGAUCCAUUUUUGCCCUUUAAAUUAAGUAGACAUCAAUUUCCAUUCGACUCUCAUUUGCUAUGA
This is a messenger RNA of Didymodactylos carnosus, 744 nucleotides long. Lineage: Eukaryota; Metazoa; Rotifera; Eurotatoria; Philodinida; Philodinidae. The record is from the annotation of a GenBank genome assembly.